This is a messenger RNA of Lodderomyces margitis, 1023 nucleotides long. RefSeq names its product alpha-1,6-mannosyltransferase (gene MNN10). Gene Ontology annotation, biological process: protein N-linked glycosylation. The transcript has a single exon. The record is from RefSeq and is a predicted model, not a curated record. Gene Ontology annotation, molecular function: glycosyltransferase activity. Bases 1 to 1023 code for a protein of 340 amino acids. Lineage: Eukaryota; Fungi; Ascomycota; Pichiomycetes; Serinales; Debaryomycetaceae. Gene Ontology annotation, cellular component: Golgi membrane.
AUGAGUGGAAGUUAUUCGUUGCCAUAUUCAAACCAUGCUGAUGAGCCACAUCAGUAUCUGAAAACGUUAAAACCUAACCAGAGAGCCUCAAUAAAGGAUUCGAUCCUUCAGCAAAUUACAAAACAUAAACGAAUUGUUCUUCUAGUUGUGACAUUCAUAUGUUUAUCCUUGUUUACAAAUGUUCCAUAUAUACCUCAUCUUAAACCUUCAUCACCCAAAGUUGUGAUUAUAUUAGCCGCUAAUGAAGGAGGUGGUGUGCUCAAAUGGAAAUCACCACAAGAGUGGUCUAUUGAACGAUCAUCAAUAGCCAAUAAAAAGAAUUAUGCUAAAAAGCAUGGAUAUGGAUUAACCAUAAAAGACAUGACUAUAAAAAAGAGAUAUUCACAUGAAUGGAGAGAAAGUUGGGAAAAAGUGGACCUUUUAAAACAAACAAUGAGGCAAUUCCCUCAAACCGAGUGGUUUUGGUGGUUGGACUUGCACACGUAUAUCAUGGAGCCUCAAAUCUCAUUGGAACAACAUUUUUUGAAUAACUUGAACAAUGCUACUUAUAGAUCCUUACAGACGUUCAAUCCUUUGGGACUAGCUACUGACAUUCCAUAUGUUGACUAUUCACAGCCCAUAGAUAUGAUUGUAACGCAGGAUUGUGGAGGAUUCAACUUGGGUUCGUUUUUGCUUCGUCGGUCACAAUGGUCAGAAAUGUUGUUGGAUGUAUGGUGGGAUCCAGCUAUGUAUGAGCAAAUGCACAUGCAGUGGGAACAUAAAGAACAAGAUGCUCUAGAGACAUUGUAUUCAACACAAGCGUGGAUUAGAGAAAGAACCGCUUUCUUGCCGUUGCGAAAAAUCAACUCUUUCCCACCAGGUGCUUGCUCUGAUAAGGCAGAUGACCCGCAAUAUUUCUUUCAGGAGCAUGAUUUUGUUAUCAAUAUGGCUGGUUGUGAAUGGGGACGAGACUGCUGGGGAGAAAUGGAGCACUACAAGGCGUUGUCAAAGAAGCUACAUAAGAAGUGGUGGAAGUUCUGGUAG